Molecule: messenger RNA, 5911 nt
Organism: Nycticebus coucang (slow loris)
Lineage: Eukaryota; Metazoa; Chordata; Mammalia; Primates; Lorisidae
Gene: NR1I2
Product: nuclear receptor subfamily 1 group I member 2
Exons: 8
Coding region: 1869-2864 (331 amino acids)
Biological process (GO): positive regulation of transcription by RNA polymerase II; cell differentiation; negative regulation of transcription by RNA polymerase II
Molecular function (GO): RNA polymerase II cis-regulatory region sequence-specific DNA binding; nuclear receptor activity; zinc ion binding
Source: RefSeq, a predicted model, not a curated record
UAAGGCCACUGGUUAUCACUUCAAUGUCAUGACAUGUGAAGGAUGCAAGGGCUUUUUCAGGACUCCGGAGUAGCAUCAGGGGUCUUUUCCUUGGACCUGCCAGGAAAGCAAGAGACUGUGAUGGCAUCUGUGAAGAACAUGUUUGGUCACUGGCCGGAGGCCUUCUUCUGUAGGGGUCAUUAUGACCUUGGUUCAGCCUCCCAAGGACAUCUUCUGCCCCACCUGUUCCAACUUUCCAUCAUUUCCCACUCUGGGCCAGAACUAUAUAGAGCCAUGGGGGAAUGUCUUUCUUUUCAGCUAGCUGGGGAUAUAAAGGAGGAAAAAAAGUCAGCUGCACUAACUGGGUCUUUGUGGGAGGCUCGGGAUGUCUGGGCUGUGGGGAGGAGAUGCCGGGCGGGAGUCUCCACAGGCAUCUGCCCCACCGCCUCAUCAGUACAGGGGCCUGUGGUCCAGGGCCCUGUGCUCCCUUAUGACAGGGCACUGAACCUCUAGGCUCCCUGAGGUCAGUGAGGGGAAUCCACUCUCCAGUGGGGAAACCAUUGUUCAUUGAAAUGUCCCCAUGAUUAACUGGCUACUCCCUGGCGUUCCAAGGGGAUGGAAACUGGGGAAGGGAGGUGGCUUCUUCCAUUUCUUACCUUGGGGUCACUUUUCCUCUGGCUCCCUCUUCCAAGGAGGAGAAACCAGGGGAGAGGCCCAUCAUCACAGAAAGAUCCCUGGUAAUGAGGCUGUGAAGAAAGAGAGAGAGGAGGAGAAACAGGGAAGAGGUCCAUCUCCUCAGAAAGAUCCCUGGUAAUGAGGGUGUGAGGAAAGAGGGAGAGGAGGAGAAAAAGGGAAGAGGUCCAUCUCCUCAGAAAGAUCCCUGGUAAUGAGGGUGUGAAGAAAGAGAGAGAGGAGGAGAAACAGGGAAGAGGCCCAUCUCCUCAGAAAGAUCCCUGGUAAUGAGGCUGUGAAGAAAGAAGGAGAGGAGGAGAAACAGGGAAGAGGCCCAUCUCCUCAGAAAGAUCCCUGGUAAUGAGGCUGUGAAGAAAGAGAGAGAGGAGGAGAAACAGGGAAGAGGCCCAUCUCCUCAGAAAGAUCCCUGGUAAUGAGGCUGUGAGGAAAGAAGGAGAGGAGGAGAAACAGGGAAGAGGCCCAUCUCCUCAGAGAGAUCCCUGGUAAUGAGGGUGUGAAGAAAGAGAGAGAGGAGGAGAAACAGGGAAGAGGCCCAUCUCCUCAGAGAGAUCCCUGGUAAUGAGGCUGUGAGGAAAGAGGGAGAGGAGGAGAAACAGGGAAGAGGCCCAUCUCCUCAGAGAGAUCCCUGGUAAUGAGGCUGUGAGGAAAGAGGGAGAGGAGGAGAAACAGGGAAGAGGCCCAUCUCCUCAGAAAGAUCCCUGGUAAUGAGGGUGUGAGGAAAGAGGGAGAGGAGGAGAAACAGGGAAGAGGCCCAUCUCCUCAGAAAGAUCCCUGGUAAUGAGGCUGUGAAGAAAGAGGGAAAGGAGCCGCUGGGCCUGGGGCGGAAGUGUCCCAGAGCCGCCAAGGAGAGCGCGCUCGGCCCCUGCUCUGCCUUCUCUAGGGACAGUCAGUCGGAGCUGGCUGCCCCCCCACCUCCGCCCCCACCUGUCCCCUGUCGCACUGGCUGACCCGGCUCAGGAGGCGAGGGCGGGGCCGCAGAUGGGGCGACCCGUGGGGAGGGGCUGGGGACAGCGGUGGGUGUGGCCUGGGGCCCUGACGCCGCGCAGUCCGCCUUCUGCUUCUUGUUCCCUCACAGGAGGGCUGUGAAACGCAAUGCCCGGCUGAGGUGCCCUUUCCGGAAGGGCGCCUGCGAAAUCACCCGCAAGACCCGGCGACAGUGCCAAGCCUGUCGCCUGCGCAAGUGCCUGGAGAGCGGCAUGAAGAAGGAGAUGAUCAUGUCUGACGCAGCUGUGGAGCAGAGGCGGGCCUUGAUCAAGAAGAAGAAGAGAGAACGGUUUGGGACUCAGCCGUCGCCGCUGUUGGGAGUUCAGGGGCUGACUGAAGAGCAGCAAAUGUUGAUCAAGGAGCUGAUGGACGCUCAGACAAAAACCUUUGACACCACCUUCACCCAUUUCAAGAACUUCCGGCUGCCGGAGGUACUCAGCAGUGGCCGGGAGAUUCCACAGUCUCUGCAGGCCCUGUCAGGGGAAGACGCUGCCAAGUGGCACCAGAUCAGAGACGAUCUGUGCCCCGUGAAGGUCUCUCUGCAGCUGAGGGGGGAGGACGGCAGCAUCUGGAACUACAAACCCCCAGCUGACAGUGGCGGCAAAGAGAUCUUUUCCCUGCUGCCUCACAUGGCUGACAUGUCCACCUACAUGUUCAAAGGCAUCAUCAACUUUGCCAAAGUCAUCUCCUACUUCAGGGACUUGCCCAUCGAAGACCAAAUCUCUCUGCUGAAAGGGGCUACCUUUGAGCUGUGCCAACUGAGGUUCAACACAGUGUUCAAUGCGGAGACAGGGACCUGGGAGUGCGGCCGGCUGUCCUACUGCUUGGAAGACGCUGCAGGUGGCUUCCAGCAGCUUCUUCUGGAGCCCAUGCUGAAAUUCCACUACAUGCUGAAGAAGCUGCAGCUGUGUGAGGAGGAGUAUGUGCUGAUGCAGGCCAUCUCCCUCUUCUCCCCAGACCGCCCAGGCGUGGUGCAGCGUGGAGUGGUGGACCAGCUGCAGGAGCAGUUCGCCAUCACCCUGAAGGCCUACAUUGAGUGCUGUCGGCCCCAGCCAGCGCACCGGUUCCUGUUCCUGAAGAUCAUGGCUAUGCUCACUGAGCUCCGCAGCAUCAACGCCCAGCACACCCAGCGGCUGCUGCGCAUCCAGGACAUACACCCCUUUGCCACCCCGCUCAUGCAGGAGUUGUUCAGCAUCACAGAUGGCUGAGCACCCCUUGGGUGGAAUCUCCUUGGGCCGCCAGACACAGAGACCUCCGAGUCGCCACUCCUGGGCCUAGACAGAUGGACACCACUGAUAGCCAGCAAUGACCAGACUGCCUCUCCAGGGAACUCACUGCUAUGACCACAGCUGGCUAGUGUUUUUUCAGGAAGAGAACUGGGUCCUCCUAGUGCUCAGAUCAGUCUGUGGAGAGUAUACUGGCCUGUAGCUCAGGCUCAUCUGUGAAAGACAAGGCUGCCCUCCCCUUAGCAAAGGCCCCAUGGUCUGAGGAGAAAUCCCCAGAUCUAAGUAAAGUGUCAUGAUGGGGGAAAGAAAAGGGCAGGUGGUGCUGGGUCAUCUGAAAGUCUACAACUGUUGGGGGUGUCCAGCCUGUGGCCUGUGGGCCAUGUGGAUUAUUUGAGGCCUGUUUUGUUUAUCUGAGGUGUCAGAUAUAGCAAAAAUUAUGCAUGGACCUUUUUUUAAAAUUUCUUGCUCAUCCCCUUUUGUUAGCGUUUGUGUAUUUAAUGUAUGACCCAAGACAACUCUUCUUCUUCCAAUGUGCAACUGGAAAAAAAAAAAAGAGGUUUGAUAGCCCUGGACCCAAGUUCAUUAGCUUCUUUGCUGCUGCCUCUAAUAGUCUUGGUCUCCUGCUUCCCACUCAUUCCCAAGCUGCAGCCUCCUAUUCUGAGCGGGUUCCAGGCCUGUGCUCAUCAGCAGUUGUAUUAGUAUUAGUAUUUUCUAGACAAAAGCCAGGUGGCCUGCAUCAAAUAUCAUGAGCACAUUUUGGGCAUGUCAUUCUGUGUCUCUGCAUCCAUUCAAACACAUUAUUAAACACCAAUAAUAUCAGCUUGCUGUGGGGUAUACAGUGCUGACUCACAUAUAGAGCCUAACCUCAAAGAGUUCAUAGUUAAAAAAACAAAGCAGAAACACAAAUAACUUGGAUCAAAAGGAGACGCCAAGAGUGACAAAAAAAGCUCAAGGAAUUUUUUUGUGUGGACAUUGAGUUGUGCUGGGGUUCUGGGGACAUCUAGGCCACAAGUGCAAGUGUCUAGGACAGGAGUUUGUGAAGGGCAGGGCCAUGGGUGCACAUGUGUGACCUGGUGUGGGUAGAUCUGCUCCUCAUCUAAUGGGACCUGGAUUACUGAGGCUGCAAUGGUGGGGUGCUGUGUGACAAGGCUAUAUUGACAAUAAACAUACUAGUACAGAACCAUUUUCAGCACCUUUCAGUCCUCUGUACACAUCUAUUCUCAAAGCUAAAGAGUAUGAAAGUGUCUCGUUUAGAGCCAUUUGUGAAUAAAAAUGUUUUUGCAUUUUUCACAAAUUACACUUUAAUUAUAUAUAAAGUUAUUUCAUACUUAAGAGCUAGGCUUUGCAAAUAUGUUCCAUGGUAAUGUCGAAUCCAGGCAAUGGGACUUAAGCAAUUAAAUUUUGGCUAGAGAUGUAAACUUUUUUGGCCUUUCUUCUCUGGAGAAAAUAAUGUGGGGGCAGGGAAACAAAUACACACACACACUCGCACAGGUAUUUUUACUACUUAUUUCCCUUUAAAAAUCUGAAAACGUUUGGUGUAAUAACAUAAAAAUGAAUUCUUUAACUUCAUAUACUUAUAAAACGACUGCUCUAUAUGAAAAUUUCAAGUAUUACAUUCUAUAAUUUAAAAUGUAAUUUAAUUAAUUUUAAAUGUCUGAUAUUUCAUUGCUACAAGGUAAACUGAAUUUUAAGGAACAGAUAAUUGCUUAGCUUUUUAUCAUUUUAUAAGCAGCAGAUCAAACUUUGAGAACAUAGUAAAUCAUCAAUAAAAUAAAGCAAAGCAAAGCAAACAUACUCUGUGACAGCCCUCUGAUUUUCCAACCUUUUCCACAUCAAGGAGAUACAGAAAGCACUUGUUUUUAGGAAAGAGCUCUUCUCUCCAAACUCAAUGCGGCUUUUGCUCCCAGGAGUUUUAUCUAAUUAUAGACUUAUUUAUAAUUAGAAAUAAAAAUUUCACCCAAUUGUAUUCAUAAAGCAUAUACAUUUUCCCUACCCCACUGAAAUAAUUUUUAGUGUGCUAUUUGUUGAAGAGCCUGAACUGGUGUUAGAUGUAGGCUAUGGAAAGGUGAGAGGAUGUAGGGUAAACUUUCACUUUGCCAUAUUGAUUUUAAAAAAACCCAGGCAGUUCUCCAAACAUUGAAUUAAUAUGUACAUCUGAUUUAUAGAGAUUAUAAAAACCAAUCAUAAUCUGAAAGUAAAAAGGCUCAGUUUAGAUGCACCGAAGAGCUCAUCACAAGACACUUCUUUAUAGCAGCCUUGUGGGUCUAACCAGGAGCAAAAUUCAGCUUUCCUCCUCUCAAACAUUUGUAUUUCCCCUCAUUACUCCCCUCCUAGAGCGUUUGAGACUAAGCCAUCAGCUUCUAAAGCUCAGGGGAAAACACCUAAGUAAGCUACUGCACACCUUCCACUCCCCCAUUGGAGCUACUCAUCAGCCUCUCUACUUGGCCCAGACCUUGUCUAAUUGAUGUCUUGACUUUGACAAAUCUAGUGGGUAGGCCUGGCCCCAGGCCCUCUCCUGUCUGGAUAAAAUACUAUGUAAGAAGCAGCACGUGUUAAGACUAGCCAUCCCUUCCUAUCUCCUGACAACUUGUGUGCCUUUGUGCUAACUUACGCAGCAGCUUGUUUUUCUCUGGUUGCUUCCUGUUUAUAUACCCACAGCUUUUAUCAAUCUGAUGGUGCUGAUUUGUGGGUGAAAUAUUCCUAUGCCUAAGCAAUGGUUGACCAUUGGGACACUUUUUUUCUACAAACAUAUCUCUGUACUCCCUAGCACCUUUCCAAAAUGACACCCAUAGUUAACAUCCCCAUGAAACAUGAUUCCAAAAGACUGUUGUUGGUCAGAACUUUUUGGAAAGCCAGAAACUAAAAAAGAUAGUCUUCAGGAUUCUAAGGUAAAAGGAUGUGGCGGGACACUUAACAUUGUUUUAACUCAAUCCCAAUUCAAACAGCUAAGACAGACCUACACAAGAUAGCACUGAGUCAAAAACUAAUGUACUCCAGUUCCAUCAGGAGGCCCAUCCUACAUGUAACAU